Molecule: messenger RNA, 614 nt
Organism: Pelagomonas calceolata
Lineage: Eukaryota; Pelagophyceae; Pelagomonadales; Pelagomonadaceae
Source: the annotation of a GenBank genome assembly
CUUGGUUGCGGCCGCUAAUCUCCGCAGUAUCGCGAUAGGAGGCCUUGAGCGCACUGGAUAAGUCGCAUCGAUUGACGAUCUCAUCAGCUGCACAACAAGCUUGCACGGUUGCAAGCAGAAGAGUUAAAAAAACGAGUUGUAUUGCUGCACUCAUAUUUGCAGCAACAACCGCUCGGCGCAAGCUUAGACGCAGCCGCCGCUUCGCCAGAUUGCUGGCAUAGACGUAGCCUUACGAAGCAUACAUGAUGCAUCGAGUCCUACUGUCAGCAAUGAUCGCCACCGCGGGCUGCGUCGACAUGACGACACGACGACGUUUCGUUGGACGCGCGACAGCCGCCGCGACGGCCGCCGCGACGACGCCGGCGUUCGCCGCCAAAACCUACGUGAGCGGCAAGAACCCGGACGGGCCGCGCGAGAAGGGUGACACGAAGGGCACUAAGAAGGACGGCUCGUAUCUUCAAUGCCUCGCCGGCUGUGCGGCGCGCUGCGAAAAGGCGAAGAGUGGGCGCCAGCUGACACGCGGCGAGUGCCUCAACCUGUGCCGCGACGAGUGCUGCGUGACGUACGAGCAGUGCACGUACACGAUCCCCGGUGUGUGAGUAAGUUAUCGAACG